UCUGAUUGGUUGGAUUCAGCGUUGCUGCUGAUGUGGUCUUCUGAAGUUAGCCUCGCUCUCGCUCCGUUUUCGACGACGAAUCAUUUUACUCAUUUAACUUCAUUAAAAAUACACCUAAAAUAAUGCCUUACUUUCGAACUUGGGAGGACUUUGCCCGCGCGGCCGAAAAACUGUAUCUGACGGACCCCAUGAAGGCCAGAGUGGUGCUCAAGUACAGACACUGCGACGGCAACCUUUGCAUUAAAGUCACCGACAACGCUGUGUGUUUGCAGUACAAGACGGACCAGGCCCAGGACGUGAAGAAGAUCGAGAAGCUCCACGGGAAACUGAUGAGGCUCAUGGUGUCCAAGGAGACGCACAGUGGCGCUAUGGAGACGGACUGAAGUGGUCUUGAACGAGCGCGGGGAGGACUGGAGCGGAGGUGCACAGAAGUGGGAUUGAGGGCCAGGGAAGAUGUAAAGAAGCUGCAUCGGGAGUGGAAUGCUUUAACACAGUCAAGAGAUGCGGUAUUUCUAUUCUUCAUUCUCAGCAUUUUUUUGUUUCGAUCCUGUUUGACAUCACGUCUCUGAUUGAGUUAAUUCAUCAGCACAAGCGCCGAGGGAAGAUGGACAAACGUGCCGCUGUUUUUCUUUAAAAGACCUCCAUUUUUUUUCAUGUUGAUGUGAGCUGAAGUACUUCUUGUACUGCUCUGGACAUCUUCUACAUAACUUGAAGCAGGACCUUCUAACAGCUUCACUACUUAAUAAAUAUUUACUCCGCUA
Nerophis ophidion (straightnose pipefish) is the source of this 761-nucleotide messenger RNA. RefSeq names its product signal recognition particle 9 (gene srp9). Bases 123 to 383 code for a protein of 86 amino acids. NCBI's taxonomy places the organism in Eukaryota, Metazoa, Chordata, Actinopteri, Syngnathiformes, Syngnathidae. Gene Ontology annotation, molecular function: 7S RNA binding. The record is from RefSeq and is a predicted model, not a curated record. The transcript is spliced from 3 exons. Gene Ontology annotation, biological process: SRP-dependent cotranslational protein targeting to membrane; negative regulation of translational elongation. Gene Ontology annotation, cellular component: signal recognition particle, endoplasmic reticulum targeting.